Molecule: messenger RNA, 2264 nt
Organism: Bombus pascuorum
Lineage: Eukaryota; Metazoa; Arthropoda; Insecta; Hymenoptera; Apidae
Gene: Dh31-R
Product: calcitonin gene-related peptide type 1 receptor-like
Exons: 13
Coding region: 318-1715 (465 amino acids)
Biological process (GO): cell surface receptor signaling pathway; adenylate cyclase-modulating G protein-coupled receptor signaling pathway
Cellular component (GO): plasma membrane
Molecular function (GO): G protein-coupled peptide receptor activity
Source: RefSeq, a predicted model, not a curated record
AGUAGCAUGUUUUUCACGGUUGAUUGUGUAUAACGUAUAUGUGUAUUCGUUGCGAGUUAAUGAUUCGCGAGUUUUCGCUAAGAAAUUUAUACGCUGCAAGAGCGAUACUGAAUUUUAGUAACAUAAUCCGUUACUGGUCUGACAAGUAGUAUGGGAUGCGCUUUCGUUUCGAUUGUAUAGUGAUUCGAUUCUCAGCCAUACGUGGGUCGAAAUUAAUUACUUUUUAAAACCAACGAAUCUACAAACACUUUCAAUUCUUUGCACGCGUGCCUUACGUUCAGGGGAUAUCUAAGUGAGCCGCUGUUACGGAUUAAACGAUGCCAGUGAAUACGACCGUAGGCACUACCCUUUUGGGUGAGGAGUUUCAGCGUAUUGUGCACGAAAGGGAGCUGGAAUGUUUGGAGUUGGCCAUGAAUUCCACGCCACUACCAGAGCCAUACUGUCGGGUGACAUUUGACGGAUGGUCCUGUUGGCCAAAUACUCCAGCAGGAACGACUGUAUACUCCCCGUGUCCAAAUUUCAUCACUGGUUUCGACGCCUCGCUGCAGGCACAUAAACAUUGUGAGUCGAACGGUACCUGGUUUCGACAUCCGGUAUCUGACCAAGUGUGGAGCAACUACACGACCUGCGUCAACCUGCAAGAUCUCAGUUGGCAGCAAGGAAUCAGUGGACUUUACGAAGCUGGAUAUGCAAUAUCGUUGGUGGCAUUGCUGCUGUCGUUAGGUAUUCUCACAUACUUCCGCUCCCUGAGGUGUGCAAGGACCACCCUUCAUAUGAACUUGUUCGCCUCGUUUGCUGUAAAUAACGCACUAUGGCUGGUGUGGUAUAGAUGCAUCGUCGCGAACACGGAUUUACUAUUGAACAAUGAGAUAACGUGUCGGCUGCUACACAUUAUCCUGCAUUACUUUCUACUUACUAAUUACGCCUGGAUGUUAUGCGAGGGUUUUUAUCUGCACACUCUGCUCGUUAGCGCUUUCACCAGUGAACAUAAAUUAGUAAAGUGGCUGAUGGGUCUCGGUUGGCCUGUACCUGCGGUCAUCGUCACGAUUUAUGCCUCUUUGAGGGCGACCAGUGAUGAUCCUGCGGACACCGGACAAUGUUGGAUCAACGAGGGUAACUAUAUGAACGUGCUGGUCUACCCAGUCUGCGUUUCCACCCUGUUGAACGUGCUUUUCCUCUUCAACAUCGUCCGAGUUCUCUUGAUGAAACUGAGAGCUGGUCCUACGAUUGGCACGCAACCUUCCAGGUCUAUGCGUCAAGCAUUUCGAGCGACGCUACUUCUUGUACCACUUUUGGGCCUACAUUAUCUUGUCAUCCCCUUCAGACCGCCGAAAAAUCACCCUUGGGAGCAAUUUUACGAAGUUCUCUCCGCCAUAACGGCCUCUUUUCAGGGUCUCUGCGUGGCCGUUUUAUUCUGUUUCUGCAACGGUGAGGUAAUAGCGCAAUUUAAGAGAAGAUGGGAAGGCACGGCUCUUAUGCGGAAUCGGGCCAAUUCUUGCACGGCUACCACCGUCUCGGUCCGAUGCCGGGAGAGGAGAAGGUGUGACUAUCGGUCGUCCGUGCUGGAAGUUCCGGACGAAAAACGAGCUGUGGACGACCAUCAGCAGAUCGUUCAACUGGUCGCCGCUACUCCCGUCCCCAAUAGUCACAACAAUCACGCCAGGAUGCUCAUUAAGUCCAACAAGUUGUCCGACUACGAUCAGACGCAGUGUUGAUAAUUUUGACGGCUGAUCAAUGACAGACUGAGACUACCGAAGCUGGCGAAAGAACGUCAUCGAGCGAACAUCAAAGAGAGUUUUAUUCUAUAGCGAGAAGAUUAAGGAGCUUAAAGAUCGCGUCAAUAAUAUAGCGAACAUGAGGAAGGAGUCCUUUUAAGAGUGGAUGUACUAAAUUCUUUUUUUUUUUUUUUUUAUGGAGACUGUUGGAAGUGAUGAACGUCGUUUUAUUCUAAAAUGAGAAUGUUGAGAAUUAGUGAAGAAGGUAUAUAUACAGUGGCUACAAAAAGUAUUGACACGUAUCCUUAUCUUCCAAUGAAACUUUCUGUCAGAUUCUAUACGUUUCACUUUCACAAUAUCAAAUUUUUUAGUUGUAUAAAAAUUAAAUUGUACGAAAUUUAAUAUACUUGGACCUAAUUAAUUAGUAUAUACACGUUAUAAUAAAUACAACGAUAUGAAAAUAGUUUUUAUAGCCAUUGCAAUUUGAUAAUUAGAGUUGUGAAGGCCAGUUCUGUAUAAGUUCUAAUGAAUAAGUGAUAUUAUUGAAAA